Messenger RNA from Eutrema salsugineum, 396 nucleotides. RefSeq lists its product as uncharacterized. The coding region runs from base 1 to 396 and encodes 131 amino acids. The record is from RefSeq and is a predicted model, not a curated record. Gene Ontology annotation, molecular function: nucleic acid binding; RNA-DNA hybrid ribonuclease activity. Lineage: Eukaryota; Viridiplantae; Streptophyta; Magnoliopsida; Brassicales; Brassicaceae. The transcript has a single exon.
AUGGUAGAUGCCGCCUGGCAUCUGGAAUCGAAGAACUGUGGUAUGGGAAUUAUCUUUAUGGCUAAUAUGGAGGAGCCUGAGCGGCGAUCCUCUCAUUCCCGCCGUCUUGUCACCUCUGCACCGGCUGUAGAAGCGUGGGCAAUUUGGGAGUCUCUGAUCAUCAGUGUGGACCAUGGUUUCGGCGAAAUACAAGUGUUGUCUGACUCCCAAGUGCUGGUUAAUCUCCUGAACUCUCAGGAGACGCACACGGAUAUUCAUGCAAUUGUUACCGAUAUUCGCCUCUUGGCUUUAUCUUUCUCUGUAAUAUCUUUCAGUUAUGUCCCUCGAUCGCUUGUUUCCGAGGCCGACAUGCUUGUGAAAGAAGCUUUGCAAACUUUGAUGUACUUGCACGAUUGA